CAGGCGUUUUUGAAAAGUUAUUUUACAGUGAAUGAUUUUUUAAUGCAAAAGAGUCAAACCAAUCAAUAAGAAUGAAUCGGGCACCCGCUUUGCCUUGUUUGCCAGGUUUUAAUUUUGAUACAAAGAUUGGUCAGACGAAGUUUCAUAGGAGUCAUCUUUUUGAUAAAAUCCAUGACGGAGUUUAUUAUCUUGCAGAAAGGCCAAAUGUUGCAGAGCACAGUCGUUAUCCUUCGAUUUAUGCUCGUGGGGAAUCUCAAGUUCUUCCACCUUGGCUUGCAUUUGAUGGACAGAGAUUGAUGUUCAAAGGCUACUUUCAAGAAACGGUACACGAAAGGUGGAAGUCAUCUUUGCAAAUUCGAACCGUCAAUAUAAGUUUCUUUUUAGAAGACGGAACAAUGAAGAUUUCGGAACCUGUAACUGAUAAUAGUGGAAUAGAACAAGGCCUUAUUGUAAGACGACAACGAAUCUCAAUGCCAAAUCCAUUACAAUAUCGAAAUUAUGAUAUUAUCGAUCUCAACAUUGGUAAAGAAUUGGAGGUUUAUGGAAGGGUUUACAAAAUUGUUGAUUGUGAUAAAUUUACUAGAAAUUUUCUUAAUCGAAUGGGAAUUCCUGUGCCAGAUCGUAUAGAAUUACCCUCUGACCCAUGUAUGGAAAGGCGAAAAGAGAAAAUUUUAGCAAAGAAACCAAAUAGAACAAUUGAUACAAGAGGAAAAUUUUUACAACUAGAUAAACAAAUUUUGAGGUUUUAUGGAUAUUGGGACGACAGGGAAAGUCCUUAUGGGGAAGUUCACAAUUUAGAAAUUCAUUACUAUCUCGCAGAUGAUACUAUGGAAAUAAAGGAGAUCUUGCCUCCAAAUUCCGGUCGCGAUUCUGGACCACUUUUCCUCAAAAGAUCAAAAAUUCCAAAGUUUUUUGAAAGUGUGGAGCCGAUUGGAUUAAAUGAUCCAUUUACGGUUUUAAAUGUUCUGGGAGAAGAAACAGUCAAAAGUUAUUAUAUAGUCGAUUCUUUGAAUACUGGAAAUGUUUCUCCAAAUUAUUACAAGGAUCACGAGCUAACGAUUGGAGCUCAGAUUAACGUUUUUGGAAGGAAGGUUGUAAUUACUGAUCUUGAUUAUUUUACAAAAGAAUAUUACAGAAAGAAAUAUGGAAUAGAAGAAUUUACACCACUAGAAGGACCCUUAAAAAAAUCAGAUUACAAAUUUAAAGUGGAGAAAUACAUUCCACCUUACAACGGUUAUGGCUCUUAUGAAGACUCUCUUGGCAAUUGCUUUACAGUAACACCUAAGGCGUCAAACGUAGAUUUCAUCAAGUUUUAUUAUUACGAUAAACAAGGUUGCGAUAGCCACGUUCUGCGAUUCAGAGCAAAAAUGAUAUCAAAAAUUCCAGAGAAUGCAGAAAGACACUUUCUAAUUAGAAUCUAUCUUAUGGACGAGACCGUAGCUAUAUUCGAACUUUCUCGCAAAAAUUCUGGAUUUCAAAGAUGCCUUUUUCAAAAAAGGAUGCGUGUAAUGUUACCGGGGCAAGAUAUUUAUACGAACAAGCCACCAAAGUUUUACAAGCCGAGUGAUUUCUUUGUCGGGGCUCGUGUGAAUCUUUGCGGAUUUCAUUUUCAACUCAAUUCUGCUGAUUUAUAUGCUCUUCGAUAUAUGGAACUAAAACCUGAAGAGUUUCCAAAAGCAAAUAUUAAACUGAUCAUGGAAAAAGUUCGUGAUUUUAUAAAACCAGUCUAUAAGGAAUUUGUACAAGAGUUAACUUCAGUUGGAACUGAAAAUGGAGUUUUUGUUGUGGAGUAUAAAGACUUACGAGAAAUUGUCUGCAAGUAUCUCGUUGACAGUAUCACAGAACAUGAAAUCAUUACGAUUGCUCGACGAUAUUCGUAUAACGAAACGAAAGACUUUUAUUCAAAAGAAUAUAUUAGGGCUUUGGUCCAUACCGAAAUAAAUCGUUUUCUCUGGACGGAACUCAGUCGUCUUGAAGAAGAUAUUCUUCACAUUGACAGAGAAAGAACCGAUUAUUUACCAAGAAAUAAACUUUAUACAAUUUUGCGAGGCUGCAGGAUUCCUCUCGAUUUGGAGUUACUAAACGCGAUGCUUGAUCAUAUUUCCAAAGAUAAAGAAGAGAAAAUCAACUACCGAGACCUACUUCAGUUCCUCAAUGUGAAAAUAAAUCCUGUCACUCCUCUACCUCCUGUAAAUGUGAAGAGUGCACUCUGGUGGGCCUCAGAAAACGAAUCAACUUGUGGCGCUGUGGUAGAUUUGUCGGCAUUCCUAAAGGAUUUGAAUUUAAAUAAAAAAGAAAAUUCAGCCUAAUAAGUAAACAAAGUUUCAUUACCUUGAAUAUGAAGCAUAAAGAGAUUAAAAAUGACAAUGAUUCGUUGCUCGGUAUUAUUUAUUAUAUUUUCUAAUUCUAUUAAACAUACAUCGUGUACACCGAAAUUAACUAAAUACUAAUAUUUACAUCUUCUACUAUCUACUUACAAAUAAUUAAUUAAAUACGGUCUCUCAUGUGAAAAAUACACAGAGUUAUGCAAGAAUAAAUAUCUAAUUCAGUACUAUAGAUAUAAAUAAUACAAGUUGGUCGAUCACGUUCUGUA
This is a messenger RNA of Belonocnema kinseyi, 2593 nucleotides long. RefSeq names its product EF-hand domain-containing family member C2-like. Gene Ontology annotation, biological process: regulation of neuron projection development. Bases 72 to 2309 code for a protein of 745 amino acids. Gene Ontology annotation, cellular component: microtubule. The record is from RefSeq and is a predicted model, not a curated record. The transcript is spliced from 14 exons. Lineage: Eukaryota; Metazoa; Arthropoda; Insecta; Hymenoptera; Cynipidae.